UUUUUUUUUGUCAAUAUUAAUUUAUUCUAGUUAAUUUUUGUAUUUUGGAUUAUUUGAAAUAAAUAUUUUAAUUUUUCCAAUUUUGUUGUGGUUUUUUUUGGUUUUACUUAUUUUUCCUUUAGUUUAAAUUUUUAAAAAAUUUGUUUACAUAUUUUAUUUACAGUAAAAAAAAACAACGCCUCUAAGCGUGUGUGAAUGCGCAGACAAUUUACUUUCCAUUCAGAGUAAUCAGGUUUUCAAUUUAUCUGUCAGUGAGAAAAAUGACGCAGUCUCGAGUUAUUGCAUUGGAACGCAUAACUUCCGAAACAACAUUUGAGAAUGCAAUCGCUGUUUUAAAUACUUUCCAAACGAGAAAAGGUGAUAAGAAAGAUGAUCUUAAUGGAGAUAUUACGAGCUACAGUAUUAAUAAAUUAGAGGAUACUAAGAAAUAUUUGUUACGAUCGGGAUUAACAAUGGACCAAGUGAGGAGCCUCCGCGUAAUUCACAUAGCCGGUACCAAAGGUAAAGGUUCAACUUGCGCAUUCACCGAAUCAAUUCUCCGUAAUCAUGGCUAUUCCACAGGUUUUUAUAGUUCACCACAUUUAAUCUCAGUUUGUGAACGAUUUCGUUUAAAUGGUGAGCCAAUAAGUGAAUCAAAAUUUUCACAUCAUUUUUGGAAAUUAUAUAAAAUUCUCUAUUCAACAAGACAAUACGAUAAUGAUAUGCCGCAAUAUUUUAAAUUUCUCACUAUUAUGAUGUUUCAUAUUUUUCUUGAUUAUAACAUUGAUGUUGCAAUAGUUGAAGUUGGAAUUGGUGGCGAGAAUGAUUGUACAAAUAUUAUUGAAAAUCCAAUAUGCACAGGUAUCACGAGUCUUGCUCUUGAUCAUAUAAAAAUUCUUGGCAAUAGUAUUGAUAAAAUUGCAUUUCAUAAAUCGGGAAUAUUUAAAAUAAAUGCGCCAGCAUUUACUGUACCGCAGACAAUUGAGGCAAUGAUUGUUUUAGAGAAACGUGCAUUGGAAAAAAAUUGUACACUCAAAAUUGUUCCAAAUUUAGAAAAUUAUUCAUGGUCAACAAUUCCCACAUUGGGAAUUCCAGCUGAGAUACAAAAAUAUAAUGCAUCAUUGGCAAUUCAACUUUCUCUUGCAUUCAUUAAUUCUGUAGAGAAAAUAAAUCAACAAAUUAAUUACAAUAAAAUUACAAAUAAUAAUGAUUUAUCAUUAAAAAUAUUUUCAUUGGAUAAAACAAAAUUGGCAAUUUCCUCAUGUAAAUGGCCGGGAAGAACGCAAAUUUUAAGAGGUGAAAAAAUUGAUUUUUUCGUUGAUGGCGCACAUACAUUGGAAAGUAUUAAUUGUUGCGCUGCCUGGUUUAAAGAUUGUAUUAAAAAUGAAUCGGGCAAAAGAUAUUUAAUUUUUAAUACAACUGGACAUAGAGAUUCGGAAAUAUUAAUGAGACCAUUGAAGAAAUUAGAAUUUUCAAAAGCAUUUUUCUCCCCUAAUAUUUCGGGAAUAAAUAAUAUUAGUGAACAAGAUUGUCGACAUGUACACGAUGAAAUUAUUAAAAAAUGUCAAAAUAAUUGCAAUUUUUGGGGUGAUGGUGGAAUUUACGUUGAUAAUGUUAAUCAGGCAAUUAAUGAAAUUUUUAAUUUAGAAAAUUUUCAACAAAAUAAAAUAAAACCCAAAAUUCUUGUCACUGGUUCACUUCAUUUAGUUGGAGCUGUACUUUCAAUUAUUGAUUAUAAUCUCACAAUGAUUAGUAAAUUUUAAAAAUAAAAAAAAAAAAAAUGUAUUAUAAAAAAGAAAAAUGUUUGAGAUUUGCGUGUGACUAAAAAAUAUGUUUAAAUAUAAUAUAUUUUUGUAAAUAGAAAAAAAAAAUGGAAAAAAUAAUAAAGUUUGUCUUACAGUGAAAUUCA
Leptopilina boulardi is the source of this 1888-nucleotide messenger RNA. RefSeq names its product folylpolyglutamate synthase, mitochondrial-like. Gene Ontology annotation, biological process: tetrahydrofolylpolyglutamate biosynthetic process. NCBI's taxonomy places the organism in Eukaryota, Metazoa, Arthropoda, Insecta, Hymenoptera, Figitidae. Gene Ontology annotation, cellular component: cytosol; cytoplasm; mitochondrion. The transcript has 3 exons. Gene Ontology annotation, molecular function: ATP binding; tetrahydrofolylpolyglutamate synthase activity. The record is from RefSeq and is a predicted model, not a curated record. Bases 261 to 1742 code for a protein of 493 amino acids.